GUGUGUGUGUGUGCGCGCGCCCUGUGGUGUGAAAGCCCCACUUAGCUUCUUCCCACACUUUCUCCUAAUGCACUGUGAAAAUGGACGUGUAGUGAGUGCGGGCAGGGGGAGCUCUGAGGGGCCAGUGUGGAAAGCAGAGAUAGGCGAGUCAGCCGGCGCGUGGUGAGGAGAGGUGCCUGCUGAGGGUAAAGGGCCUCCUCGUGGGCCCAGAGCCACAAACAUGGAGCCCUUCCUCCAGCCUUCCGGAGCCUGCUAGGUGUCACUGGUGACAUCCCCUCAGCCUACUGAGACCUCGCAUCCGGCCAAGGAGUGGGUUUGUCCGCAGUACCCUGAGCUCUGCCUGGUGAGCUGGAGGAGGAGGAAGGCCAUGACGCCAGGAGCCAGGCAGAGGCCGAGACCAGAAUGAUGGCCCUCUAGGCUGGGGAAGGGAGCUAAGGCGGGAGUGGGAGCAGGGGCGCCGUCACAGGGUUCAGGCGCCAUGGAGGACAAGCGCAACAUCCAGAUCAUCGAGUGGGAGCACCUGGACAAGCGGAAGUUCUACCUGCUGGGCGUGGCCAUGACCAUGGCGAUCCGCGUCAGCGUGUACCCCUUCACGCUCAUCCGCACUCGGCUGCAGGUGCAGAAGGGCCGCAGCCUCUACCAGGGCACCGCGGACGCCUUCAUCAAGAUCCUGCGAGCAGACGGCGUGGCUGGCCUCUACCGGGGCUUCCUGGUCAACACCUUCACGCUCAUCUCGGGCCAGUGCUACGUCACCACGUACGAGCUCACCCGGAAGUUUGUCGCCGACUACAGCCAGAGCAACACAGUCAAGUCGCUGGUGGCCGGGGGCUCAGCCUCGCUGGUGGCCCAGAGCAUCACGGUGCCCAUCGACGUGGUGUCACAGCACCUGAUGAUGCAGCGCAAGGGCGAGAAAAUGGGCCGCUUCCAAGUGCGGGGCAGCCCAGAGGGACCCGGGGUGGUGGCCUUUGGCCAAACCAAGGACAUCAUCAAGCAGAUCCUGCGGGCCGACGGGCUUCGAGGCUUCUACCGGGGCUACGUGGCUUCCCUGCUCACCUACAUCCCCAACAGUGCUGUCUGGUGGCCCUUCUAUCACUUCUACGCAGAGCAGCUUUCGUGCCUCUGCCCUAAGGAGUGCCCUCACAUUGUCUUUCAAGCCAUCUCAGGCCCCCUGGCUGCAGCCACUGCUUCCAUCCUCACCAAUCCCAUGGAUGUCAUCCGAACCCGAGUGCAGGUCGAGGGCAAGAGCUCCAUCAUCCUGACCUUCAGACAGCUCAUGGCGGAAGAGGGGCCCUGGGGCCUCAUGAAGGGCCUGUCGGCCCGAAUCAUCUCAGCCACGCCCUCCACCAUUGUCAUUGUGGUGGGCUACGAGAGCCUCAAGAAACUCAGCCUGCGACCCGAGCUGGUGGACUCGAGACACUGGUAACCAGCGGUGGGAAAGGAGCCUGCUGCCCUCCACACUGCCCUGGGGCAAGGGCAGAGGAGGGGGGAGCACCCUCUCCAAGUGCCCCCACACACAGCUAGCCCUGCCCUGGGCCAGGUGCCCUUCCGGGACAGGCACGGAAGCUGAGCUGCUCUUGCUGGAGAGGUGCCAUACCUGGAUCCCGUGCUCCCCGUUCUUUUUAACUUUCUUGCCAAACUGGGCUCUCUCCCUCAGUCCCUGUACUCAGUCCUGCCCUAAGGAAACCCACCCUCCCCACCAGCCCCACUCCACCCCUGCCGUGCUGACCCCCCUUCGUCUGAUUUCCGCCACCUGCGUCCCUGACAUCCUGAGCCAGAGCUACACGCAGGGCUUGCUCACCACCACUGGUUCUUCCCGCGGGGCCUCCAGCCAGGCUCUAAGCAGCUCCGCGAGCCCUUUCCUGCUUCAUCCCAUAGGCUUGCUUGUUUUUAUCCUGGGCCUGAGCUGCCCACCAGACUACUCUGCUUUCCCUGCCCCUGGGGGCAAGGUGCCAGGCACGCUCGUACAGGGAGCAGCAGCAAGCAGCAAAAACCUCUGGUUCUCCAGAGCACUCGUCCUCUCUGUGGAGUUACUAGGUUGGGGAGAAAUGUCGAUACUUCGUGUGUAUAUAUUUUCUAACAUCUGUGAUUUAGGCUACUGUCUUCAUCCUGCUAAAGCACCCAUUCUGUGGUCAGAGCCCACCCCUUCCAUUACAUAGAAAAUGUAAUGUAGCUUUUCCCUCGGUCCCAGGUUCCCUGUCCCUCCCACGUCCCUUGCGUCCCAGCAGCCCCAGGACACAUAAGCUAUGGGCUUCCCGUGGCCCAGAUGACCGCCGUGGUGGGCACAGUUCUCAGGUCAAGCUGUCUGGGGAACACAGGACUUGGGGAGCACUGCCCUGAAAAGGCAGGAGAGGAGCUGGUUUGGAAAGUAACAAGAGGGUAUGUGUGCCCAGCCCAGCUGAGCCAAGCCUAGGAGAGAGCAUGGGGGUCCUCAGCCCCAGGCAGUCAUGACAUAACACACAUACCCCAGUCACUUGGACUCAUGGAAACGGACAUUGUCUCCCCAUGGGAAUCCCUGAGACGUGGAGCUGCUUGUGGUUUUCUUCUCCCUGACGUGAAGUCAUCCCGGGACACUUGGAAGAUGGUAAAGGGCCGGUCGGCAAGUCACCCAACACCAGGACCACUGCGUUUACCAGCCUGAUACUGCCGAGGUGACCUGCUGAAGCUCUCAGGAGCGAGGUGAUGAGUCCUCCUCCAUUCGCACCCUCUCCACCUCGGCUACCGAACUGUGUUGCAGGUGGAGAGGUGCUGCCUGUGGAAUGAGAAGAAGGCCUAUCAACCCCCGCACUUCUACUGGAGACAUUUGGCCGGGAUGAUCCUCCAAACCUGUUGGUCCCACCCCCUGGGGAGGCCAUGGUGCCAAUGUGAAAGGUGCUAGUUACCUGAAGCCUUGCCAUUUCUUACGGCUGCCCCAUUCUACCGCCCUGGCCAGAGCAGAAUCUGAAAACCACAUUUCCCUCCCUUCAACCACCACCACUGCCCAUUUUGGUCUUUUACCUUUGAGGGUAGUUUUCCCUUUAACUUUAUUUUUGUUUGUCUCUUCUUGCACUUUAUCAAGCGUCCUCCGAUUUCUGUCCACAAAUGGUCAUUCAACGAGUUGAAUGACCCACAGGUCACUGAAUCUUCCUGCCCUUCAGUCACCCCUUUACCCUAAGAACCACCAACAUAUGGAAGCCAAGGGGUCCCCCUUUCUUGAAGCUCACGCUAGUGACACAUUUGGAGAUUGGUUUUCUCAGCGCCACACCUUCCCCUCCCUAGAGACUUGUCUUCAAUCCUCCCCCACUUUGGCAAAAUGGGUACAGUAUCAUGGGCAACAGGUUUUCUCCUGCCUCUCGUGUCUUAGGAAGUUCCUCUCAGACUCCUUUCCUUCUGAUGUAUUUUCUCGUACAGUGUUUCAGUCUUUCACCCAUUUUCUCUCUCUCUCUCUCUCUCUCUCUCUCUCUCUCUCUCUCUCUCUCUCACACACACACACACACACACACACACUUUGGGAGGAUAAAAUGCAUAUAAUAAAAGAGACACCUGGCCCCUACUUUCCCAUGUAACAGUUUAGGGAAUGGGAUUGGGUUCGAUGACAAUGUCUCGGUGGGGAUGGGACAGUGGGCUUCCAUCUCCCCACGACCGCAGACCAGACCAGCUGGAAGUUGUGAUGAAUUGAUCUACAGCCCGAACUGCAGGAGACUUGGGAGACCCGGCGAGACAGGAAAGCUGCUGGGAGCAUCGAGGGACGGGAAUGGAAACGCAGAUGCGGUGAACACUUGAUACAGUGGACUCUUGUGAAUAUUACCAGUGAACAUUCACUGUUGCACUGUACAAAGUCUCUGACGUGUAAUUAAACGUUUUUAUUGAGCCCCUGA
Hipposideros armiger (great roundleaf bat) is the source of this 3854-nucleotide messenger RNA. RefSeq names its product solute carrier family 25 member 44 (gene SLC25A44). Gene Ontology annotation, cellular component: mitochondrion. The coding region runs from base 479 to 1423 and encodes 314 amino acids. Gene Ontology annotation, molecular function: branched-chain amino acid transmembrane transporter activity. Gene Ontology annotation, biological process: transmembrane transport; branched-chain amino acid transport; branched-chain amino acid catabolic process. The record is from RefSeq and is a predicted model, not a curated record. NCBI's taxonomy places the organism in Eukaryota, Metazoa, Chordata, Mammalia, Chiroptera, Hipposideridae. The transcript is spliced from 4 exons.